AUGUCCCAGACCAAAGCGCUGAAGGUCCGCGUGACCCUCGUCUGCAUCCUGGUGGGCAUCGUGCUGGCCACGGUGGCCGCCGUGACAGACCACUGGGCCGUGCUGAGCCCCCGGGUGGAACAGCGGAACACCACCUGCCAGGUGGCCCACUUCGGCCUCUGGCGGCUUUGCAUCAAGCGCAUUGCUAUGACCGACGGCAGGGACAAGCACUGCGGACCCAUCUCCCUGCCUGGGGGUAACAGAGAAACACAGUUCCGACAUUUUCGGCCCCGGGAGGAGGCUGAGCUGUGGGACCUGGGCGCAUGUGUUGCAGACUACAGCAUCUCGGCGGCCGCCAUCACCAUCUUCAGCCUGGUCUUCAUGAUCCUGGGAACCAUCUGCGCGCUCCUAUCCUUCAGGAAGAAGCGGGAUUACCUGCUGCGGCCGGCGGCCAUGUUCUACGCCUUUGCAGGUCUCUGCGUCUUCGUCUCGGUGGAGGUGAUGCGGCAGUCGGUGACGCGCAUGAUCGCCAGCGAGGACACCGUGUGGAUGGAGCACUACUACGCCUGGUCCUUCGCGUGCGCCUGCGCCGCCUUCGUCCUGCUCUUCCUGGGUGGCCUGGUGCUUCUGCUCUGCUCCCUGCCCCGACUGCCCCGGAACCCCUGGGAGUCCUGCAUGGACGCGGAGCAUGAGCACUAGGCCUGCUGCGCGCAGCCACCGCCCCUC
Molecule: messenger RNA, 705 nt
Organism: Condylura cristata (star-nosed mole)
Lineage: Eukaryota; Metazoa; Chordata; Mammalia; Eulipotyphla; Talpidae
Gene: CACNG1
Product: calcium channel, voltage-dependent, gamma subunit 1
Exons: 5
Coding region: 1-678 (225 amino acids)
Biological process (GO): calcium ion transmembrane transport; regulation of calcium ion transmembrane transport via high voltage-gated calcium channel
Cellular component (GO): membrane; L-type voltage-gated calcium channel complex
Molecular function (GO): voltage-gated calcium channel activity; calcium channel regulator activity
Source: RefSeq, a predicted model, not a curated record